GAUCCCGCCCCCUGCACUCUCCUCAACUGUGCGUCGCUGGUGGAACUGGGAGGCUAGCAGGGUAGGCGAGGAAACCAUGGCUCAGUACCUGCGGGGGUCACCUGCGGUGGCCUUGAUCCGAAUUUGUAACCCUCCGCUCAACACGCUCAGUGGUAAAACAUUACUGGCUUUACAGCGAGAAGUGAAACAUGCAAUUACAGAUCCCACUGUGAAAGCUGUUGUGAUUUGUGGUGAAAAUGGCAAAUUCAGUGCAGGUGCUGAUAUCAAAGUGUUUUCCAGCCUUGAUUGGGGAAAGAUUCCCAGUCUGGAGUCGGUGGUUGCUUUAAUAGAGAAUAGCGAAAAACCGAUGGUGGCUGCAAUUGAAGGUUUGGCUUUGGGAGGAGGCCUGGAGGUGGCAUUGGGCUGCCAUUACAGGAUUGCACAUGUGCAGGCAUGGGUAGGUUUGCCUGAGGUGACAGUGGGCUUACUUCCUGGUGCUGGUGGGACUCAACGACUUCCCAGACUGACUGGAGUGCCAACUGCACUUGAUAUCAUCACAACAGGAAAGCACAUACAGGCUGCUGAAGCACUGAAACUGGGAAUCAUCGAUGAAAUCGCAGAAGAAAAUACAGUUGAAGUGGCAAUAAGUUUAGCAGAAAAAGUGUCUGAUCAGCCAGUGGGACCUCGCAGACUCUGCUCUAAAGAAAUUCCCAGGCUACCCAACUUGGAAAGCAUCAUUGAAGAGGCACUUGUGAAAGUGAAGAAGCAGGCCCAAGGGUGUAUUGCACCAGAAAUGUGCUUCCGAGCUGUAGAAGCCUCCUUGCAUUUGCCCUUUGAGGAAGGAAUUCGCAAAGAGAGAGAACUCUUUCUUUUCCUGUUGACUUCAGGCCAGGCUAAGGCACUGCAAUAUGCCUUCUUUGCACAGAGAGCCGUGGAGAAGUGGACAUUGCCCAGUGGAGCAUCCUGGAAAACUGCUGCCCCUCAACCAAUCCGGAGGGCUGCUGUGAUAGGCUUGGGAACAAUGGGCCGAGGCAUUGUGGCCUCUCUGGUGAAGGCGAAGAUUCCAGUUGUGGCUUUGGAGCAGGAUAAGAAGCACUUAGAGCUAGGAAGAACAACAGUGAUGGCCCUCUUAGACCGUGAAGCUUUAAGAAUGCAACAGAAUGGCCAAACAUUGGAUGUACAUAAGCCAGGACUGCUUCACUUUACACUGGAUUUUAGUGCCCUGCAAGAUGUAGAUCUGGUUAUUGAGGCUGUGUUUGAAGACAUGCUGCUGAAGAAGGAGAUCUUCCGCAAGUUGUCUACAAUCUGCAAACCCGAAGCCUUUCUGUGUACAAAUACCUCUUGUUUAGAUAUUGAUGAGAUUGCUUCUGUCACUAACCGUCCACACCAGGUCAUUGGCACACAUUUUUUCUCACCAGCUCAUAUGAUGAAAUUGCUAGAGGUCAUCUAUGGUCAGCAUACGUCCCCCACUGCCAUUGCUACUGUGAUGAGUCUAGGCAAAGCUAUGGGAAAAAUUGGGGUUGUAGUAGGGAAUUGUUUUGGGUUUGUUGGGAAUCGAUUGCUGAUUCCUUAUAGUGAGCAAACGUAUUUCCUCAUAGAAGAGGGCAGUACACCUGAAGAAGUAGACAAAGUUCUAAAGGAAUUUGGUUUCAAAAUGGGGCCCUUCCAGGUAUCAGAUCUUGCUGGGCUUGAUGUGGGUUGGAGAUCUAGGAAAGGGCAAGGCCUGACUGGAGACAGCCUGCCUCUUGGCACACCUCCUCGCCAGCGAAAUGGCAGACGAUACAGCCCACUCCCUGAUUUGUUAUGUGAGAAAGGAAGAUACGGACAGAAAACUGGCAAGGGAUGGUACCAAUAUGGUAAGCCCGGUGGAAGAGUCCCAGAGUCAGAUCCAUGGCUUCAUCAUUUUCUUUCUGACUAUAGGAGCACCCAUAAUAUUACAACACGCACUAUAACACAGGAUGAGAUCUUGGAGCGUUGUCUGUAUUCCCUUAUCAAUGAGGGUUUCCAGAUAUUGUCUGAUAGAAUAGCAUCAUGCCCAGAAGCCAUUGAUGUCAUCUAUAUCAAUGGCUAUGGGUGGCCUCGACAUAGGGGUGGCCUUAUGUUUUAUGCCUCUGAGGUUGGUUUAUCUACAGUUCUUGCAAAACUGCAGAAAUAUGCAAAGGCUAAUCCUGACAUACCCACACUACAGCCCAGUCCUCUUCUGAAGAAGCUUGUAGCCUUGGGUAGUCCUCCUGUGAGUGAGUGGUCAUCACUUUUGGGAUCUCAGAACAGUAAACUGUAAUCAGACUGCAAUUCAUGGGUUUAGAUUAGAUAUUCUUAAAGCUAUGGUUCAAUCUACACUGCACUGUAGCACAUUGUAGAACAAUGCCACUCUUUCUUCUGAUUUCAAUGCAAAGUACCAAAUGUGCCUUUCACUAUACCAUUUAUUGAAACGCUGCAUGAAGGAUCUUGCUUGACAGCCCAUUUUCCUAUCUUCUGUAGGUACCUAGACCCUAGAUCCGUGGUCCUUAGCCAAAGAUCUAAGAGUUGCUGAUAAAGUGGAAAGAAAAAAAGUAGAAUUAGAAAACAUAAGUGUUCAUACCUUCUUCUUUCUAAACCUCAUGUGCCCUCUUUCUAAAACAUUUAUGUCCAAACUCAUCAGAUUGUGUCUUCUUCCUGCUUCUUAUGCAGUUAAGGUGAAAAGUACAGGAUCCGCGUCUUUGAGAAGAGUAUUAUUUAGACAUGCUGAACAGCAAGCAUCUUGGGGAUUCUGCAGACACUAAUGGUACUGUUAACAAACACAGCCUUCAAAAAUAGAAGAAUUAUUUUAAACUGUCUGACCUUUGAUGAGGUAACUUAGAGAUCCUUAGAUAACAGAAAUGUCAUCAGAUUACCCGAUUUUUUCAGUAAUUGUUUCUGAAGUCCAAAAAAAACCCCCAAAAUAAAAACCACUGAGAUCCAACCCAAAAAAUAGAAAUAAAGCUAUUUUAAGUAUCCA
Molecule: messenger RNA, 2956 nt
Organism: Eublepharis macularius
Lineage: Eukaryota; Metazoa; Chordata; Lepidosauria; Squamata; Eublepharidae
Gene: EHHADH
Product: enoyl-CoA hydratase and 3-hydroxyacyl CoA dehydrogenase
Exons: 7
Coding region: 77-2260 (727 amino acids)
Biological process (GO): fatty acid beta-oxidation
Cellular component (GO): peroxisome
Molecular function (GO): NAD+ binding; (3S)-3-hydroxyacyl-CoA dehydrogenase (NAD+) activity
Source: RefSeq, a predicted model, not a curated record